AUGGGUGAUUCUCAUACAGACACCCAAAAUCAGGUCUCUCAGGCAGCUGCAGAACUCCAGCAGUACUGUAUGCAAAAUGCCUGCAAAGAUGCCUUGCUUGUUGGGGUUCCUGCAGGGAGCAAUCCCUUUCGAGAACCCCGAUCCUGUGCUCUACUCUGAAAUCAGGGAAGGUCAUCGGAGAGUUGCUUUCAAACAUGACGUGAAUAUCAACUGCCUUUCUUUCACAAGAAAAGCCUCUCCUAACUUUUGUGUGGCUAAAACAAUGCCCAAUAUUUAUCUGUUUUUUCUUGUGUAUCCGUACUUCACUAUCUUUUGCUAAUGUUCUUAAAAGUUUUUUAAUGUAACUCUUACUCUUUUCAUGAUUGUCACCAUUGUUACCACACUAUGCUAGCUAUAUAAAUAUUACUUCAGAAGUUUACAUUUUAGAAAAGAAAAGCACAUGAAUUUUUACCAGAUUACUUACUCCUAUUUUAGUAAACUGUAGCAUGUGAGUAAUAGCAAAAACUAUCAGUAUUUUCCAAAAUAAAACAUCCAAAAGCUGAACUACUAAAGCAUAGAACUAAAUGCUGAUAGUACUGAAGUAAUG
Athene cunicularia (burrowing owl) is the source of this 586-nucleotide messenger RNA. RefSeq names its product G protein subunit gamma 10 (gene GNG10). The coding region runs from base 1 to 159 and encodes 52 amino acids. Gene Ontology annotation, biological process: G protein-coupled receptor signaling pathway. Gene Ontology annotation, molecular function: G-protein beta-subunit binding. Gene Ontology annotation, cellular component: heterotrimeric G-protein complex. The transcript is spliced from 3 exons. Lineage: Eukaryota; Metazoa; Chordata; Aves; Strigiformes; Strigidae. The record is from RefSeq and is a predicted model, not a curated record.